Messenger RNA from Paramecium pentaurelia, 2161 nucleotides. The record is from the annotation of a GenBank genome assembly. NCBI's taxonomy places the organism in Eukaryota, Ciliophora, Oligohymenophorea, Peniculida, Parameciidae.
GUAAUGUCAACUGAGUAAAAGAAAGAAGAACAAUUCCACUUCAAUGCAGAUAUCCAACAAUUAAUGGGUUUAAUUAUCAACACAUUCUAUUCAAAUAAAGAAAUUUUCUUGAGAGAAUUGAUCUCCAAUGCUUCAGAUGCUUUAGAUAAGAUUAGAUAUAAGUCUAUUACAGACCCAGACAGUGCUGGUUUGAACAUUGAACCAAAUUUCAAGAUUAAGAUUAUUCCAGAUAAAAAUAACAAUACUUUGACCAUUUAAGAUACAGGUAUUGGUAUGACAAGAGAUGAAAUGAUUAAUAACUUGGGUACCAUUGCAAAGUCAGGUACCAAGGCUUUCAUGGAAGCUUUAAGCUCAGGAGCUGAUAUUUCUAUGAUUGGACAAUUUGGUGUUGGUUUCUACUCUGCUUACUUGGUUGCUGAUAAGGUUGUUGUCAUCUCAAAGGCUGUUGGUGAAUAAUAAUAUAGAUGGGAAUCAUAAGCUGGUGGAACAUUCUUUGUCUAUGAUGAUUCUGAAAACCCAGUCUAAUUGACAAGAGGUUCAACCAUUAUUUUACACAUGAAGUAAGAUAACUUGGAAUUCUUGGAAGAAAAGAGAAUUAAGGAUUUGGUUAAGAAACAUUCAGAAUUCAUUGGAUUCCCAAUUGAAUUAUAAAUUGAAAAGACUACAGAAAAGGAAGUAAGUGAUGAUGAAGAUGAAAACAAGGAAAAGAAGGCUGAAGAAGGUGAAGUCUAAGAAGAAAAAGAUAAGGCUGAAAAGAAGAAGAAGAAGAUCAAGGAAGUCAGUACAGAAUUUGAAUAAGUUAAUAAGAACAAACCUUUAUGGAUGAAGAAACCAGAAGAAAUCACUAAGGAAGAAUAUGCUAACUUCUACAAAUAAUUGACAAAUGAUUGGGAAGAACAUUUGUCAGUCAAAUAAUUCUCAGUUGAAGGAGGUUUGGAAUUCAAAGCAGUACUCUUCAUUCCAAAGAGAGCACCAUUUGAUUUAUUCGAAACAAAGAAGAAGAAGAACAAUAUCAAAUUAUAUGUCAGAAGAGUAUUCAUUAUGGAUGACUGUGAAGAAUUGAUCCCUGAAUAUUUGGGAUUUGUUAAGGGAGUUGUUGAUUCUGAAGAUUUACCCUUAAAUAUUUCAAGAGAAUUCUUGUAACACAACAAGAUCUUGAAAGUAAUCAAGAAGAAUAUCACCAAGAAAUGUAUUGAAAUGUUCUAAGAAAUCAGUGAAAAUGCUGAAGAUUAUAAGAAAUUCUAUGAACAAUUUUCAAAGAAUCUCAAAUUAGGUAUUCAUGAAGAUUCAGCCAAUAGAACUAAAUUGAGUGAAUUCCUUAGAUUCCAUACAUCAAAGAGUGGUGAAGAAUAAAUUUCACUUAAAGAUUAUGUUGGAAAAAUGAAGGAAGGAUAAAAGGAUAUCUUCUUUAUUACUGGAGAAUCAAAAGCUUCAGUUGCUGCAUCACCAUUUGUUGAAGCUUUAAAGAAGAAGGAUUAUGAAGUUCUUUAUAUGAUUGAUCCAAUUGAUGAAUAUGUCAUCUAAUAAUUGAAAGAAUUUGAUGGAAAGAAAUUAAAGAAUUGCACAAAGGAAGGCUUAGAUUUAGAUUAAACUGAAGAUGAAAAGAAGAAAUUUGAAGAAUAAAAAUCAGCCUUUGAAGGAUUAUGCAAAUUGAUCAAGGAAAUCUUGGGAGAUAAGGUUGAAAAAGUCUAAUUAGGAUAAAGACUUGAUUAAUCACCAUGUGUUUUGGUUACUGGUGAAUAUGGAUGGUCUGCUAAUAUGGAAAGAAUCAUGAAAGCUUAAGCUUUGAGAGAUCCAUCAAUGAGUAGCUAUAUGAUGUCAAAGAAGACAUUAGAAAUCAAUGCUAAUCAUCCAAUUCUUACUGAAUUAAAGAAGAAAUCAGAUAAGGAUAAGAGUGACAAGACAGUCAAAGAUCUCAUAUGGUUACUUUAUGAAACUGCUCUUCUCACUUCUGGAUUCAGUUUAGAUGACCCAACUCAUUUUGCUAAUAGAAUCCAUAAAAUGAUCAAACUUGGUUUAUCUAUUGAUGAUGCUGGAAUUGAAGAAGAAGAUGACAAACUUCCAUAAUUAGAGGUAUUAUUAAUAAUUUAUAUUUUUCUUAGAAAAAAGAAGAUGCCAACACAGAAGCAACAAAAUCAAAGAUGGAAGAAGUUGAUUGAUU